Messenger RNA from Neoarius graeffei (lesser salmon catfish), 5520 nucleotides. RefSeq names its product pre-B-cell leukemia homeobox 1b (gene pbx1b). Gene Ontology annotation, molecular function: DNA-binding transcription factor activity, RNA polymerase II-specific; RNA polymerase II cis-regulatory region sequence-specific DNA binding. NCBI's taxonomy places the organism in Eukaryota, Metazoa, Chordata, Actinopteri, Siluriformes, Ariidae. The record is from RefSeq and is a predicted model, not a curated record. Bases 327 to 1616 code for a protein of 429 amino acids. Gene Ontology annotation, cellular component: nucleus. Gene Ontology annotation, biological process: brain development; embryonic organ development; eye development. The transcript is spliced from 9 exons.
GAUGGACCGAGCUGAGAGCGGCUGCUGGUGAGAGUGUUCAAUGCCCAUCGCACCCAGUGUGAUUAACCGGAGCACGGUGAGGCAAGACAGCUUUCAAUACACACGCGCCCGCUUCAAUUCAGUCCACAGCCCGGCCGGUAGAGUUCAGCUCGUAUUUCAUAGAGUCCAAAGACAAGCUUGCAGGCUUUUUUUUGUAGUCUCUGUGUGUGUGUGAGAGAGAGAGUGUGUGAGUGUGUGUGCGUGCGUGUUCACCGCUGACCGGGCGAGCAGCACAGACUGAGGCGUAAGGUUUAGCCGAAGCUGCAGGGACAGAGGAAGCGGCAGACAUGGACGAGCAGCCGCGGAUGAUGCACUCUCACGCCGGGGUGGGGAUGGCGGGGCACCCGGGCCUGCCUCAGCACAUGCAGGAGGGAACCGGAGCAGCUGACGGCGACGGCAGGAAGCAGGACAUCGGAGACAUUUUGCAACAAAUUAUGACCAUUACAGACCAAAGUCUGGACGAAGCGCAGGCCAGGAAGCACGCGCUGAACUGUCACAGGAUGAAGCCUGCGCUCUUUAACGUCCUGUGCGAGAUCAAAGAGAAAACAGUGCUGAGUAUCCGUGGUGCUCAGGAAGAGGAGCCUCCCGAUGCCCAGCUUAUGAGACUGGACAACAUGCUGUUGGCUGAAGGCGUGUCGGGGCCAGAGAAAGGGGGCGGGUCAGCAGCCGCUGCGGCCGCUGCGGCCGCUUCAGGUGGAGCCGGCGCCGACAACUCAGCUGAACACUCUGAUUAUAGAGCCAAGCUCUCCCAGAUCCGCCAGAUUUACCACACCGAACUGGAGAAAUAUGAACAGGCAUGUAACGAGUUUACGACUCACGUAAUGAACCUGUUGCGAGAGCAGUCGCGCACACGGCCCAUCUCACCCAAAGAGAUUGAGCGUAUGGUCAGCAUCAUCCACCGCAAGUUCAGCUCCAUCCAGAUGCAGCUCAAGCAGAGCACCUGCGAGGCAGUCAUGAUCCUCCGCUCCCGCUUCCUCGAUGCCAGGAGAAAAAGACGAAACUUCAACAAACAGGCCACCGAGAUCCUGAACGAGUACUUCUACUCCCACCUCAGUAAUCCAUAUCCCAGUGAGGAGGCCAAGGAGGAACUGGCCAAGAAAUGCUCUAUCACUGUCUCCCAGGUGUCCAACUGGUUCGGAAACAAACGAAUCCGAUACAAGAAGAACAUUGGAAAAUUCCAGGAGGAAGCCAACAUGUACGCAGCCAGAACUGCAGUGAACGCGGCCAACGUGUCGGCUCACGGCAGCCAGGCAAAUUCCCCUUCCACCCCCAACUCAGCAGGUUCUGCUGGCUCUUUUAACAUGUCCAACUCUGGUGAUUUGUUUAUGAGUGUGCAGUCUAUGAAUGGCGAUUCAUACCAGGGGGCUCAAGUGGGAGCCAACGUGCAGUCGCAGGUGGAUACCCUUCGCCAUGUUAUCAGUCAGACAGGAGGAUACAGUGAUGGCCUCACAGCCAACCAGAUGUACAGUCCGCAGGGCAUCAAUGCUAAUGGUGGAUGGCAGGAUGCUACUACCCCCUCCUCAGUGACCUCACCCACAGAAGGACCUGGGAGUGUUCACUCUGACACCUCCAACUGAUCCCCUCAUCACCCCACUCCUUCUUGUUCCCUCACUACUGCACAAACCAUGGACUCUCUUUUUGUUCUGUCACUCUGUCGUUCAUCACUAUGUUUAAGUAAUGCACUCACUAGCUCACUAAGCUGGUUCUCUGCCAUGCUUUGGAGUGAAUCAGUCUGUUUUAACCACACACACACACACACACACACACACACACACACACACACACACACACAGAGUUUCGGUUCUGAAAUACAGCCCCCGAUUUGUAUUAACCCCUUCAGAUCAGAUUUUUUUUUUUAUUCUCAAUUAUAAUUCUUGUUCAAAAUCAUUAUUUUCAGUCUUAAAUAGUAUUUUGAUGAAGCUCCUACAGUCAGUGGAUUGAAUGAAAAAAAAAAUCCCUCAAACAUACCAUAAACCAUUAUCAUGAACAUGGGGUCUGAAGGGGUUAAUAUGUACGAUCGCACUACCUCUUAGAUAAACAACAUAAACAACAAGUCAUAACAAUAAACUGAUUUCUAAAAUAGAAACGAUGGCGCAUAUGAUGCCCCAUUUUCACAUUUUUACCAUGGUAAAAAAAAAAACAAAACCAUGAACAUUUUGUGUCCAUAGUGCCAAAGUAUUUUUCUACAUUUUAACAUUCAUGAUUUGCAUGUUCAUUUGACGUGAUCAUAUUCUCCAUGUUGUAAUAUAGGGACAUACUGUAUUAUAAAGACAUAUUUUGUAUCUCGGUCUCUCUCCAUCACGUAACUUGAAAUUCAUUUUUAAUUAAGCUAUACAAACAUCGCUUGUCUUUGAUUCCUAAAAACCUUCUUUCUUUAAAAAAACAAAAAAAAAAACAAAAAAAGUUUUGUUUUGUUUUUUUCUGUUGGCUUCCAUGUAUAAUCUCCGCCAGUGACAAUGCAGUAUAGGCUUUGCAAAUUAAGUUAAGUUUGUAACAUCCGUGUCGGUCACCUGAUGACAACAAAUUUAAGACAGUCCACCAAGUUGUGAUAAACACAACUGCAUCAGUUAACGAAGAGCCAAAUGCUGCUAUGAACCAAAAUCACUUCUGUAAUAAACGCAAACAGAUUUGAAAUAAUGCGAACUUUAAAACUACUGUAUUUUGCAGACUAUAAGAUGUUUUUAACCCUCUCUAGACGGUGCUCUGAUUUGCGUUUUUGCAUUAGCCUACCCACUGAUUAUGGUUUAACGUUAGGUGAUUUACUUCAGCACUGAUGGCAGCAGAAUGGUUAGCAUUAUGACUGAGAGAGGAGUGCUUUCUUUAGAAGUUUUGAUUAUUUGUAUGAUUAACUGUAAAACUGUGACACGAAUAUAGAGUUUCAUACAGGUGUCUGUUCUAUAUGACUGUAUGAUACACUAGCUUGGUGCUAACAUUUCCACGAGGGGCUGUAGGAGAAAUUAGCAAUAUUGGAGCAGCAAAGCUCAAAAUGGAUUCACACACAUAUUUUCUAGGUCUGACAGAGGGAUUGAGAUUGUAGCAAAGAAGACAGUAGAGUGCUAACCUACGGCAACACUAACAGGACAAAGACAUGGAAAUGCCACUACUUUGAUGCGGCUUAUAAAAUGAAGUUACAUAUUUCGAGGGUGCAUCUUAUACUCCAGAGUGACUCAAAGUCCGGAAAAUACAGUAUAUUCGUCUUAAGCCUAGGUCACAACUGGACGUACGAUUUUUUGGCCGCGCGAUUUUUGGCGUUUCCCAAAUCGCUGCGUUUUUUUUUUGUUCGUGGAGAAAGACGCACGUCGGCCGUAAGUUUGUCUUGCAACCUGAAAAAAACGUAAGCGCCCGUAGAGUUUGUUUGACAUGACAAAGAACCUCUGCGGCCGGUCUACGGCUCGAAAAUCAGCACGUCACAUGCGCGCCCUCCGUGCGUUUCUUGCGUUUUUUGCACGUAGACUGGCCGUAGGAGCACGUACGGCCGGUUGUGACCGACGCUUUUGAUUUACUUGUGUAAUUUUUUUCCCAUCUAAAUAACGUACAGAAAACAGCAGAGGACUUCAGAGUUGCAUAUAAUUAAUCUGAUUUUCGAAUACAUUUGAUGCGUGACUCCUGUGAAGUCACUUUAUCGUAUACAUUUUACUCCAUUUUUCAUUCAAGAACUGACCCAGCCCAACUGAGAACAACCGAGCCUUGCCUUUAGUUUCUUGGCUUUUCUAGGUGACAAAAUAUCACGUACCCCUCAUUACUUUGAUACCAAAAACAGCAGACAUGUUCGUUUUGUUUAUCAUCAUUUUAACCAAUGUCCACAUUGUAAAUGAUGUAUUAUCUUCUGUACCCGGGCUUGUUUCUUAGCGAAAGCCCCAGUGCUUCGUAUUCAAAACCAAAAAUGCAGUCCGAAUUCAGUAGUGUUUGUCGAAAGAAAACAUGGCACAACAAAAAAAUGCAGAAAACAUUUGCGUAUAUUUUUACAUCGUCAUGUUGUGAAUAGCCUAAUGCGCUUUUCUUUUUCGCUUCAGCCCUGUUACAAGACAUUUUUCUUUUCCUUUUUUGUUCUUGCUUUAGCAUAAUGUGAAUUAGCCCAAGAAUGCGCAAUGUAUGUAGAUGUGCACCUUUUUUAGUCUUAUUUUGCUCUUUUAAACAGAGUUUAAAAUGAUACAUCCUGCGCUUCAUGUAAGUGUGAAUCGGGUCUCUGAUGGGCAGGCUAUGUCUUUAAGAAAUCUUUUGUGAUUUGAUCAGCAUAAUAGAGAUGAAAUUCCUAAAGCAAAGUGACAUGGCCGGUGCUUGUGGCCAAUUUCGAGCCAAGUGUGUAACUGCUCACUUAAUCUUAUCACACCAAAAAAAUCAAGCGUGUUCUGCAUCGCACAUCGAUUAUGAUUCUAUCUUGUUACUUGUAGCAAAUCAACAAAGCUUUUUGUCACAUUAAGCACUGUAAUUUAUUUAGUUAGAUGCACCAUCCAUCACUAAGGUAUAUCAUGACAUUUUAUAAUGAGCACCCAUUAAGAAAGAGGGCCCUUUAUUUCCGUGUGUCGAGAGUCCAGCACAGUUUGCUGAUUUCCUGAUCUCUAACACACCUGCAAAUGGGAUUUUAAAGGGACAGUAUUGCCAAAAUGCCAUUUUUUGGCCAGACUUCCUUUUAAAUAAUCAGGUGUGUGUGAGAGAGAGAGAACUGGAAAAUCACCAAAAAAAUGCUGUACUCUGGACACACAGGGACGCUGCUGUUUGGCUACAGGAAUCAGUCAGGUCUAGCUGUAACCAGCCGAAACAGCUCCAUAUGUGGAGAUUAUUAUUCUAAUGUGACCUGUAGCUCCUCAAGAAAGCCUAAUAGCAAGUGUUAGUGUAGACUAUUCAGUUAGAUGCACCAUCCAUCGCAAAGCUAGAUAACAUUCAAUAAUAAACAUCCAUGCUGAUCUGUUGUAACCCAGAGAGGCCUUAACUGUACAGUAUGUCUGGAGUUAACACACCUUCUAAACCUGGUCACGAGCUAAUGAGUCAAACCACUGUGUGUGUUCGAGCAAAACGAAAAGUGCUAAACUCCUUCCACAGUUGGUCAAAUCUGGGUAAAAGAGUGACAUCAUAACCCUGAACACUCUCUCUCUCUCUCUCACACACACACACACCUCUCAUCGCCUGCCCAGUUUCAGCGUAUUGUUGAAAGCUUCAUGUAAUGAUGCUUUUAGUUUUUGCAUAUGAAGCAAUUUGUAAAACAUCAAAUGUUUACUUUGUUGCAUGUCUUUUUGUUCUUUAAAAAUCCUGCAGUGUUUUUGAAUGUUUCUUUUUUUUUUUUUUUUUUUUUUUAAUAAAUAAAUAAAUAUAUAUAUAUAUAAAGCGCGGAGACUUUCUCUUGCUGAGUUUUAACUUUUAAGAUCUCUGCAUAUGUAUAAUAAGGAAUACAAAUGGAACAGCAAAUUACUGUCUUUUCAAUUCCAACUUGUUUUUGUGAAGGAAAAAAAAACUAACAAGGUGUAGGUUUUCUGGUCUCUUAAU